This is a messenger RNA of Arachis duranensis, 777 nucleotides long. RefSeq lists its product as uncharacterized. Lineage: Eukaryota; Viridiplantae; Streptophyta; Magnoliopsida; Fabales; Fabaceae. Bases 1 to 777 code for a protein of 258 amino acids. The transcript is spliced from 3 exons. The record is from RefSeq and is a predicted model, not a curated record.
AUGCACCUAAUUGUUAUUGCUGAUGAUGGUGUUGCAGGAAUCUCAUGUGUGCACGCAUGUGCUGCUAUUUCUAGGGCCAACAGACCAUUGGCAUCUUUGGUUAAGAGGAAACCUGGACAGCUCCAAACCAAGAGAAGGAAGGAUGCAGAUGAGGGGGGUCACUCUAGCAAGAAAUCCAAGCCAACCACCACUCUAAAGAGACAGCUACGACCAUUCACUUGCAAGUAUUGCUUGCAGAAAUGUCAUACAAAAAGAGGGUGUCAGAAGAAGAAAGCGGCUGAAGCUGCAGAGGCUGAGAAGAAGAAAGCUGCGGAGGCUGCUGCUAAAGACCCUAAAGCUGCUUCUCAGAAUGUCACUGCAACUGCCACUGCGUCAGCUACAACAACUACUUCCAAUGCACCUCAAGCUGCAACUGCCUCUGCUACUGCUACAGGCUCUGGAAUUGCAACAGCGUCCGCUACUGCUACUGCUACUGCAUCUGCUAUUGCAUCUGCCCCUGCUCCUGCCACUCUUGUGGAUGUGGAUGUCCAGCAGGCUGAAAUUGAUUUGUCUCAGCCCUCAUACUCUGAAGCUGAAAACUCCCAAAAGGAGCAUGAACAAAACAGGAACACACCUACAAGACCUGGGAAACUGCCACCUAGAAGAAGGUCACCUACUCCAACUGGCUCUGCAUCAUUCAAUCCAAUGGAGGGAGCUAGUGAGGCAACUGCAGCAAGGCUCGCCAACUUCCUGAAGUUUGUACCCACCCCAGUGUUCAAACCGCCAAGAAAGAAGUGA